Molecule: messenger RNA, 1412 nt
Organism: Meloidogyne enterolobii
Lineage: Eukaryota; Metazoa; Nematoda; Chromadorea; Rhabditida; Meloidogynidae
Source: the annotation of a GenBank genome assembly
CUCAUAUGAGAAUGACGCACAUUACUGCCACUUUUUUCAACAUCAGAUAUCUCAAGUUGGUGUAUUUCGACGACAACGAUGCCUUCCUAUUAAUCCAUAGCUCAUUAAAAAGAAAACAAAACUUUUACUUAAUUAAGAAAACAAAACUUUUACUUUUACUUAAAAAGCGCUCCUGUAGAAUGUUCGAGUAUUUAAAAAAAAUUAAUUUUUUUUUGUUCUAUCAUAAAAUUUUUUUCAAAAGUUAUUCAAAACUUUCCAAAAGUAGGUAUUAUAUACAGCUUUUAAUGCUCUAUAUACAGCUUUUAAUGCUCAAAAUUUUCCAAUGCACAAAUUUUCCAAUAAAUUUUAAAAUUAAUUAUAGCUCAUUCCUUUGUAAGCGCAUCUUUAUACAUUAAAUUUUUACAUUUUUACAAUUUCUGGAUUUAAUACAUAAGUCUCAUCAAUCAAAAAUUUUCGAAUAAAAUGUUCAGGAUUUUAUUAAAAAGCUGUAAAAUUUGCAAUUCUAGGCUUUUAGAAUCCAUUUCUAGAUUUCUAGGCUUUUAUUUCUCAUUUCUGUCUUCUAUUCAAUGUUAAUUGAAUAGGAAAAUUAACCCCUGAAUCUCUAACUUUUAAAUAAACACACAAAAUUUUCCAAUGCUUUUAUCAAUGAAUUCUUUCAAAUGGGUUUUAGCACAAAAGCCUAUAAAUUUGAAUGAAAGGUGAAGAAGGGAAUUGAAGUUAAUGGAAGGUGAAGUUUUUGGUAUAGGCUUUUGUCUUUUACAUAUAAUGAAUAUUUUGGGGGUGGAACAAACAAUGAAAAAAUGAAUACUUUAAAUGUGAUUCAUUACUAGUCUUCUUUUCCUUUUCUCGUCGCGAACUUGAAAUCAUUGAUAAGACUUCCGUUUGUGUUUAAAAAUACAUUGAAAUGAGGUAAAUUUAAAUAAAAUGAGGAAAAUUUUAGAAUUAUCCCUGUGAAAGAGUAGAAGGGACCCAAUGUAUGUAGUGUAACCAGGAAUGUUUAACACAAAUAAUAUAUGUAGGUAUCGAAAAAUUUAUGAUAAUUUUCUAUAAGGUUCGGUGACAACAAGCUCUACUCUAUAUUAGGGAUAAGUGAAAGGUAAGAGCCGUCUAAAACGAGGCUGAAUCAGUGAAAAAAUAUAAAAAAUAUGCAAGGAACUAAUAAAUCGUUCCAUUGGAUUUAGUUGAUUUUUUUUGUUUUUUUUAAGUUUUUUUUUUGUGUUUUUGUGUUUUUUUAAUUUUUAAAAAUUUUUUUGUUUUUUUGUUUUUAAUUUUUUUUGUAAUUUUUUGUUUGUUUUGCCCUUUUAGUACCCUCAAUCAUCCCCUCAAUCAUCAUCUUCAUUAUCUUCGCCAUCGUCCGUAUCAUUGUUACUUGAUUCUUCACCUUCGUCUUCACUCAAAUUUUCUCCGGUAUA